AUGAUCAUGCUGUACGUUAUCCUGUCUGAAGAAACAAGUCAAGCUACACGGCCUUCGUCUCAGCUAUUCCGCGAGAGCUUCAAUGCCCGAGAACAAGCACGCCAUAUAGCAUCGCUUCCACAUGUCGGAGACCUGCAACCAGUCAAAAGACCCUCGAAGUUGAGUUGUUGUACAGUAUGGGGCCGGGGCAAGGUCUACCCUAAGCGCGAAGGAUUCAGGCAAGCCAUCUGCGCUGGUCAUAUAUUUCCUGCACCUCGCAGACUCCAGAGCAACUGCACGCAAUCCGCUGGCGGCCCCGUGGGCCCCAUUCACCGAUGUCCGUCACACAAGCGAGGACCGCAUCUCCUGCUACAGUUAGGCAACAUCUUACCCGACAGUUCUAACUCUACCGUGCCACGGCGCUGCAUGUCUUUCCUCACCGAUCGCGAGCAAGGCCCACGCUACUCGCAAACCCGGCACUACGGCAGCUGGAAAAGUUUCCAGCGCUCGUGA
Molecule: messenger RNA, 492 nt
Organism: Parastagonospora nodorum SN15
Lineage: Eukaryota; Fungi; Ascomycota; Dothideomycetes; Pleosporales; Phaeosphaeriaceae
Exons: 2
Coding region: 1-492 (163 amino acids)
Source: RefSeq, a predicted model, not a curated record